This is a messenger RNA of Trichomycterus rosablanca, 1448 nucleotides long. RefSeq names its product arginine vasopressin induced 1 (gene avpi1). NCBI's taxonomy places the organism in Eukaryota, Metazoa, Chordata, Actinopteri, Siluriformes, Trichomycteridae. The record is from RefSeq and is a predicted model, not a curated record. Bases 173 to 694 code for a protein of 173 amino acids. The transcript has 3 exons. Gene Ontology annotation, biological process: positive regulation of MAPK cascade.
GCCAGUCUAUGUGGCUGAUCCAUGACACAGAAACUGAAAUAGUGCAAAAUGUGCUGAUAAUCUGAUGUUUAUUCGGUCAUUAGAUGAAAUGUGUGUUUUAUGCAACAGAUCUGGAGAGUUUUGAUGGAUUUGCGAGGGUAAAUCAGUGAUCAGUGGGAUUGGAGAGGCGCAGAUGGACGAGGCCGGAGCCGCUGCGGUCCUCCCCGGCCCGUCCCAGCCCGCGUUCUGCCGGUCCGGCGCCCCCGAGCGGCGCACGCGCAAAUCCGGCUCGGCCAACAUCUUCCAGGGCGUGAACCUGCGGCAGCUGAGGCGGCUCUUCCACUCGGCGGGGGAGCCGGACGCCGAGCAGAGGGCCAGGCAGGUGUGGGGGAGCAGGAGGGGCGGCGAGGGCGAGGGCGAGGACGGCGGCGGCGGGGACGCAGAGGACGAGGAAGAGUUGGCGCAGGCGCUGGUGGGGCUGAGGGUGCGGGCGCGGACCCGGAGCGGGAUGCGAGCCGAGUCGGGAAGGGGAGUCCGGCCGUUCGGGCACAGCAGGACGAACGAGCGGACGUCCACGGACGCGGCCUCCUCAGACGACGACGCCUCCUCGGGAGCCUGCGGGGGGUCGGAUCCCCUCAAGGCCAAGGAGGAGGAAGACCCGCCGGGGGCCCCGAGGAAAGAUCCGGACCGCUACCUGCACCGGAUACGGCACUGACGGACCCGCAGACGGCCGACAAUCACGACACUACACGCUGUACACCACGAAGGAGACGGAAUACUCGAAGACUGAAUUUAGAGGCACUACAGGGUCGAUCGCCAAAGUCGGGACAGUUUUUAACCACGUGGCCACUUUUUUUUUGGUCUCCCAGAGGUAACUCUUGGAGAGCAGCAUGGUAGACACUAAACGACUCUUCCAAUCACUACAAGACGUCUAUUAAUUACAGACAAGACAGGGUGGGGCUUGAACCAAUGACCUUUCGAUUACUAGUCCAGUACCUUAACCUCUAAGCUCAACUGCCCUUGGUAGACGCUUUGAUGACUGAACACAGUUGGAACGAUUGAGGGUUAAGUGGCAAUUUGGCAAUAGUGGGACUUGAACCAGCAACCCUCUGGUUCACACUACAAGACGUCUACUAAUCACAGACGAGGCUGAAAGGUUAUAAAGUACAUUGUCUAAGCAAUAGAGGGUUAAGGGCCUUGCUCAGGGGUCCAACAACCUGGCAGUGGUGGGACUUGAACCAGUGACCUUCUGAUUACUAGUCCAGUACCUAAACCACUGAGCUACCACUGGCCCACAAUUCCAUUACCGUAUGUACUGCCAGGUAUAGUCCGCCACUACUGGCCUGUUGAGGUAGUUCCAGAUCUUACCUUUGGGGCGCUGCUGCAGGGCUACAUGCCAAAUCCCAAACUACAUACUAAUUAUCACGCCCCGCUGGAAUGAACCGUCGUCUUUCCAUGAUGUACAGUGU